UGCCCGAGAGGGUCUGGCCAGGGGACUCUAUGCCGGAGUUUCCGCGCCCUUGGUUGGUGUCACGCCGAUGUGUGAGUAUCCUCCCUUCCCUUGUAGCUCUCUAAACACACGUUAGCUAACUGAUCUCUUGAAGUCGCGGUUAGCUUCUGGGUAGGUCAUGCAGCUGCAGCUCUAUCGCUAUGAGCGACUAUUAACCGCACACAGGGCUAUGACUUGGGCAAGACGAUCGUCAGCAAUAUGUCUGAAGUUCCCGUCAAGAACGGCACUCCCCAGUACUCAAUUGGCCAGAUCUCGGCGGCAGGUUUCUUCUCCGCGAUUCCAAUGACCCUGAUCACGGCACCUUUCGAGCGAGUCAAGGUUCUGCUUCAGAUCCAGGGCCAGAACCCACCACCUCCAGGCCAGAAGCCGAAAUACUCUGGCGGUGUGGAUGUGGUUCGACAGCUAUACAAAGAAGGCGGCAUUCGCAGUGUCUUCCGUGGAAGCGCAAUGACUCUCGCACGUGAUGGUCCUGGAUCCGCUGCGUACUUCGCCGCCUACGAAUACAUCAAGCGCAGACUCACUCCCAAGGAUGCAGAAGGCAACGUUACCGGUGAACUCUCCCUGCCCGCCGUGUUGACUGCUGGUGGUGCUGCCGGUAUUGCCAUGUGGAUUCCUGUCUUCCCCGUCGACACCAUCAAGUCUCAAAUGCAGAGUGCGGAGGGCCGGCCGACGAUCGGAGGCACUAUCCGGUCCAUCUACGGUAACGGCGGUUUCAAGGCCUUCUUCCCUGGAUUUGGACCAGCUCUUGCUCGAGCGGUGCCCGCGAACGCCGCCACAUUGUGAGUUGCCUUUCUGUGAUUUUUGUGCUACUCGAAACUAACUAUCAACAGCUUGGGAGUCGAAGUAGCGCACA
Messenger RNA from Paecilomyces variotii, 892 nucleotides. Its product is annotated as mitochondrial carrier domain-containing protein. NCBI's taxonomy places the organism in Eukaryota, Fungi, Ascomycota, Eurotiomycetes, Eurotiales, Thermoascaceae. Gene Ontology annotation, biological process: mitochondrial transport; carnitine transmembrane transport. The transcript has 2 exons. Gene Ontology annotation, molecular function: O-acyl-L-carnitine transmembrane transporter activity. Gene Ontology annotation, cellular component: mitochondrial envelope. The record is from RefSeq and is a predicted model, not a curated record. Bases 238 to 822 code for a protein of 194 amino acids.